Messenger RNA from Spodoptera exigua (beet armyworm), 825 nucleotides. Lineage: Eukaryota; Metazoa; Arthropoda; Insecta; Lepidoptera; Noctuidae. The record is from the annotation of a GenBank genome assembly.
AUGUUUCGGCAACUUUCUCACUUAAACGUCAAACUUUCUCAUAAACGUAAACAUGGCGAGUGAUUCAGAUGAUUUUGAUAAAAAUAUAGAAAAUUUGAAAAGCAGCGUUAGAGCGUCAUUUGCUCGAGUAUAUGCAACUUUAAAAGCUCGGGAAUUAAAAACUUUACGACAAUUAGAUGCUAUAAGUAAACAAUGCCAAGACGACAAAGACUUGAAGCGGAAUUGUGUUCAAAAUAUUCAUAUAUGUUUCAAUAACGAGUCCACACUAUUAGAGAAUGUAAGUAAUUAUGGUGUUAUUGAUUUUGAGAAACUGAACUUUGAUAGUAAUACUUUUACACUAGAAGAUUAUGUAAACCCUGAGGAUGACCAUAUGUACUCUUAUAAAACUAUUGAGGAGGUGACUAAGGAGGUUGGUGAAAAAGAGGCGGACAUAGAGGCUAUAGAGGAGGCUGCUUUGAAACAGAUAACUGCCACAGAAAACUGUGUAUGUUAUGUAAAUAUUAAGUCAGAGGAAGUGUCGAAAAAGUUUAGAAACUUAGAAAUUAGUUCAUCACCAGUCAAACUAUCUGAGAGUGAGACAAACCAUAGUAGUUUUGAUAACAAUGAGAUUGAAUGUCUGAACUGUCCAGAGAGUAUUGUGGAAGAUAAUGAAAGUGACAGUUCUGAUGCAGACGUAAAGAAAAUAGAUCCGACAGACGAUUGGUUGAACUCAAUUAAAGGUCAGACUGAAACAGAACCGUCGCAAAUAACUGAUGUAAUGGAACACAGUACUAUAGCUUGUUUAUAGCAGAACUUAGUAGUGAUAUUGAUAUGAAUUUACAUUUU